Messenger RNA from Brenthis ino (lesser marbled fritillary), 1167 nucleotides. The record is from the annotation of a GenBank genome assembly. NCBI's taxonomy places the organism in Eukaryota, Metazoa, Arthropoda, Insecta, Lepidoptera, Nymphalidae.
AUGACAGAUUCAUCAUCCGCACAGAUUUAUUAUUUAUUUUUCACGAAAGAAGAAACCAUGAACGUUGAAAAAAAGAGUAAGAUUCCGUCGGCACCUACUAUCACUGCAAGUGGUAAUCUUUUGUCGAAUGUUGCACCACCCACAGAACUUCCUAACUUUGUCACUACAGUCCCGGCUUCAGUUACACCAGUUAUACAAGCUCCAGAAUCGGUGCCACAAGUGGUACCAGUAGUACUAACAGCACCAGAAAAAAGUCAAAAUGAUGAAUCGAAAUCUCUUCAGCAGUCACCUGAAAGUCCAGAAAAAUUUAGCCCUGCCAUUCCACUAUCUAAAGGAGAGCCAACACUACCAAUAAGAUCCCCUGAAGAUUCAUUGACUACACUUUCACCUGAAUCCUUACCUGAAUCUACAUCGGAAUUAGAUCAAAUAGGUAAUGUUAUGCCAGGCAGUGGUAUUUUUACUUGGGUAAAGGGUGCAGUAUCCACUGGAGGUAUAUUGCAGAAGGUGGCCGAGAAGGCCAAAAGUUCAGUUGAUUCUAUGAUUACAACUCUGGACCCUCAAAUGAAGGAGUAUCUAAGAACUGGAGGUGAUUUAUGUGUAGUUGUUGCAUCUGAUAAGGAAGUAAAGAUAUCUCCAGUUAGAGAGGCUUUUCAAACUGUUUUCGGGAAAGCAACUGUUAUUGGUCACGCAGCGCAGAGCAACGUGACAGCAGACCAACCAGUCGGCUACGCAGCAGCGUAUGCGGCGGCCAAACAGCGAAUAGCAUACAUUCGGUCUGUACACGCGGACCUUACCAACAACGUGCCUGUAGUCGCUGUGGAGGGCUUCAUACAGGAAGCUGUUUCUGAUAGAUGGUACGACCUGUCCCUCCUGGUGUUGUGCCAACCCUCGUUAGGCAUCGAGCUGCAGGCGCAGUCGCAGGCGACGCCGGUGCCGGCGGCGGCGGUGGCGGCGGCGCGCGCGGCCACGCCCGACGGGUACGAGCACGCGCAGACUGGUUACAGUGUCACAGUUGGUUCCAUUAUGGCGGCUAAUCUGCAGGUGCCUCACACGCAGUGGCAAGAAGCUUCUACGGGCGUAUCUAGAAGAGAUAUAAUUUUACUCGCGGCUCGAUCACUCGCUGGAUCUUAUAAGAAAUUAUUGGCAGUUUCUGCGGAUGAGGCACUA